This is a messenger RNA of Megalobrama amblycephala (Wuchang bream), 1587 nucleotides long. RefSeq names its product secretory calcium-binding phosphoprotein 1 (gene scpp1). The coding region runs from base 248 to 1003 and encodes 251 amino acids. The transcript is spliced from 9 exons. The record is from RefSeq and is a predicted model, not a curated record. NCBI's taxonomy places the organism in Eukaryota, Metazoa, Chordata, Actinopteri, Cypriniformes, Xenocyprididae.
UUACUGUGGCACUCUCAUUUUCUUGUGUUCCAGCUUCAGUUAAUGUGCCCCCACAGUAAUCUAAGUGUUGGCGAGCAGGAAGUGAUGCUGUUACCUUAAUGAAGAGUCAGCCUGUUAAAUAGCGCUUUCUCUAGACAUAUACCAUUAAAUCCAGUCUUUAGCUUUAGCUAUAAACACUCGUUCAUUUAGUCGAUCUCUCCUUCUUUCUUGGACUUUGCAUUUGGACUAAAAGAAGAGCAAGGUAAGAAUGAAACCUGCCAUACUGAUUCUCUGUCUGCUGGGAGCAGCCUAUGCUAAUCCAAUCUUGCAUAAAAUGGCUAUGGAGAUGAUUCAGCAUGCAUCCAACUCUUCAGAAAGCUCUUCAGUAUCUGAAUCAUCCGACCAGAGCAAUACCUCAGAACCUUCAGAAGAGAAGUCCAAGGAAAAUGCCUCCGACAGCAGUAGCUCAGAAUCGCUUGAAUCGGACUCAGAUGAACUGAUCUCUAGCGAAAGCCAUUCUGUGGAAAGUCUGAUUGGAAAAAGCGAGACUUCACUGACAUCAGAUAACACUCAAAGCAGUAAAGAGAACGUUCGCAGGGGCUGGAUCUACACCCUCAAAUGGGUCCAAUUGAACAACGGUGACAAAGUGCAAGCGACCAGCCAGCCAGACGAGAAUUACAUCAAAUCCACCAGUGAUGCAUCAAAAAAAAGUGAAAGCAGUGAAUCGAGUGAAAGCCAGGAAACAAAGAAAGAGGAUAACGGUGCCGACACGAGUGAAAGCACUGAACACAGUGUUGAAGGUACUGAGUAUAUUACAAGCAACAGCAGCAGCAGCAGCAGUAGCAGUGAAAGCACCGAGUCCAAAAACAGUGCAGUGGAUAGCGAAAGUCGCUCAACUGAGUGCCUUCCCGGGGCUGACAGCCAAGAAUGUGACAGCGAGGAAGACUUUCCUCAGGAUAUCGGUGAUGAUGGUGCAACCGACCCUUUUAAUGGCUUCCUAAUGCCUGAUGUCACUGAGCCCUAGCAGCAGUUUAAGACAAUCUUAUGACUCAAUGCUCUGAUAUCUGCAAGUGGAAAUCCCAGGAACAUAUUAAAAUGGGAAUGUUCUAUUAAGGAGGGUAUGUGAGGAAAUGUAUAUGAUAUUAAUAUAAACCAUUAAAUUGUUAAUAAUGUUUUAUGGUACCUCAGUCUACAUCAUCCUUAAGUUAAAAUUAAAAAAUAUAUUGAUUUGUAUUAUUUUGUUUUUAUACUUUACCCUAUAUUGUUAACACUUUACAAUAAAGUAUCAUUUGUUAACAUUAGUUAAUGCAUUAACAUGAACUAUAAAUGAGCACUAUAUUAACCUUUAUUAAUGUUAAUUAAAAAAAUGUUCAUUGACAGUGCAUUAACUGUUGUUAACAGAUCUUAAAAAUGUAUUAGAUUAACAUUAACUAAGAUUAAUAAGUGCUGUAGAAGUAUCGUUUGUUGUUAGUUCAUGUUAACUACUGUAGUUAACUAAUGUUAACAAAUGAAACCUUACUGUAAAGUGUUACUGAAUUGUGUGCAGUAUUGUUUUUUAAAAAAUAUAUAUUUAUAGAUUUUGUAGUCAUUUAUUUUUACUGUUGGUAU